Ixodes scapularis (black-legged tick) is the source of this 2635-nucleotide messenger RNA. RefSeq names its product triokinase/FMN cyclase. The coding region runs from base 171 to 1985 and encodes 604 amino acids. Gene Ontology annotation, molecular function: glycerone kinase activity. The transcript has 14 exons. Gene Ontology annotation, cellular component: cytosol. The record is from RefSeq and is a predicted model, not a curated record. Gene Ontology annotation, biological process: glycerol catabolic process. NCBI's taxonomy places the organism in Eukaryota, Metazoa, Arthropoda, Arachnida, Ixodida, Ixodidae.
ACGGACCUCCGAAAGGGGGCGGGAACGUCGCCUGCUAUCAAGGGCGGCGUCGUCUGUUUAUUCAGCGUGAACGCACGACAGCGUCGAGGUCAGGCGGCAGCCCGCGGCACGUUCGUCAACGGCGAAGCCUCGCACGGCUUAAAACGUCGCCGGGAGUUCGACCUGAGAGAAUGCCGCGCGAAGAAUUCAAGACGCCGCGGGACGUUCCGUUGGCCCGCCACAAGUUCAUCAACUCUCCGGAGAACUGCGUCCAGGACAGCCUUCAGGGCUUUGUGGCGGUCAACCCUGGCGUCCGGCUGCUUCGCCAGUGCGGCGCCGUCGUCAGGCACGACUUGGAGCAGCUGGGAGGCAAGGUCACCCUGGUGGCAGGAGGAGGCUCCGGACACGAGCCGGGGUUCUCAGGAUUUAUAGGAGAGGGAUUUCUGACGGCGGCGGUGGCAGGUCCCAUCUACACAUCGCCAUUUUCAGACAACAUCCUGGCUACCCUGAGGACCGUUGGCGCCAACAAUAAAGCUGGCGUCCUGACCUUCGUGUGCAACUAUACGGGCGAUCGGCUGACAUUCGGCAUCGCCAUCGAAAAAGCUCGGGCAGAGGGCAUCCAAGUCGACAUGGUGCUCAUUGCUGAAGACACGGCCCUCCCGCACACUUUCCCAUCGACGGGAAGAAGGGGACUUUGCGGAGCCGUCUUCAUGAUGAAGGUUGCAGGAGCCAUGGCGGAUGAGAUGAAGUCUCUCAAAGAAAUAAAGACAUUCAUUGAAGAGAGAAAGAAAGAUAUGGGAACCAUCACCGUUGCCUUGACCCCGUGCAGCAUACCAGGCAAAGAGGAACUCCUGUUCAACCUUCCCCGAGACAAGAUGGAGCUUGGAAUGGGGGUCCACGGGGAGGCUGGCGCGGCGAGAGUUCCUAUUCUGUCGGCCUCGGAGACCGCGCAACAGCUGAUGGACCACUUAUGCUGCGAGACGUCCGACCACUCUCUUCCGCUCAAAAAAGGUGAUCACGUGGCCGUUAUGCUCAACAACCUGGGAGGCCUUACCACCCUAGAGAUGAACAUCCUCGCGAAGGAAAUCAUCGGAUACCUUGAGUCGAUGGGCGUGUGCGUGGUUCGCGCCUACUCGGGCUUCUACAUGACGUCACUCGAGAGCGCCGGCAUCUCCGUCAGCGUGCUCAAGGUGGACGCACUUCUGCUACGGUACCUGGACGCUUCCACGAACGCGCCUGCCUGGACGAAACCCUACUGCCCCGUGGGCUUCGAGCGAUUCACGCCUGCCGACGCCCCGGCCGUGGUUCCCAAGAGGGACGACGAACACUCCCUCGGGGAAGCCGACCAGGUCUGCGUGCUCGGCCCCGAGGAACAAGAGAAGUUCCGGCUCGCGAUGGUGCGGGCGUGCGAGUCUCUCCUGGUCCACGAGAAGGAGCUGAACAAGCUGGACUCCGAGUGCGGAGACGGCGAUUGCGGAACCACGCUGGCCUCUGGAGCCCAGGGCAUCCUGGCGUACCUGGAAAGCCGGCCCAGCCUGGCCUACCCGGGCCUGGUGAUGGCGCAGCUGUCUCACGUGGCCAGCUCCAGCAUGGGAGGCACAUCGGGCGCCCUGUACAGCCUGCUCUUCCACGGCGCCGCCAAGGCCUUUACUGUCCUCUCGGGCUACGACGCCUGGGUGGCCGCCCUCGAGCACGGCGUCAAGCUCGUCAUGAAGUACAGCAUGGCGCAAGUCGGAGACCGCACCAUGUUGGACACCCUGGACGCAGCGCUGACGGAACUCCAGAAGGACUUUAGCUGCCUGGACUCCGUAGGGGUCCAGAGGAACCUGAACGAAGCCCUGAAGGCCAUGUCGGCGGCUGUGGCCCUGACGCUCAGCAUGAAGCCCCGUGCUGGACGGGCCACCUACGUCAAUCCGGACCUCCUGAAGCACGUCGAUCCGGGGGCCAGGGCUGUCGAAGUCUGGCUGGGCCGGGCCAUCCGCAGCGUGAUUACACCCUCGUUGUGAAGACACCGAUCACGCCAUGGGUUCACGAUGGCAUCAAAGGGAAUCUAGUAGAUCAUUUCGAUAUCUCUGAUAACGAUACCGGAUGACGAUACGAUGCGCUCACAGAGGUGUCGGUGGGGCAUCGUGUAUCGCUACCGGAGUCAAUAGAACAAUCAAAAACCUCCUGCUAGACUCUGUUUACCCGUAAGCUGACAGUGCGGUAUACAAGCUACGCUGCUCGUUGGUCCAAUCACACGUCUCCCUUUCGCCACGUGAUGCCGCUCGACCUCGCCCAUACCUGGACCUCAUUCAUAUCCACGCGCAGAGAGCAAGGUCGGGUGAUGAAAGGGAGGCGGCUGAUUGGUUCAGCAAGCGCAUAGCUUGCACUGCACUGUAUGCUAUGUAUUGAACAAAGGAUAGCGGGUGUCGGUAUGGCUUUUCCGAUCUGGUGCUGGUCUCUCUGAAGGCUUCAGACGGUACAAAUUGAAAUAUUGUUGACUGGCGAAGGCGACCUUGCUGUUGGAUUCGCGGUGAAUGGUGGACAGACUUGCGCUACCGUUACCAACUCGUUUAACGUUUUAUUGAAAGGCCGAUAUGUGGUAAGCAGACUGUGCUAUAGGGAGGGCAAUUUGUUGCCUUUUUAUUUGAAUAAACAUAUCCUCCAUUACGAC